Punctularia strigosozonata HHB-11173 SS5 is the source of this 1269-nucleotide messenger RNA. RefSeq lists its product as uncharacterized. The transcript is spliced from 2 exons. Lineage: Eukaryota; Fungi; Basidiomycota; Agaricomycetes; Corticiales; Punctulariaceae. Bases 1 to 1269 code for a protein of 422 amino acids. The record is from RefSeq and is a predicted model, not a curated record.
AUGACUCAGCUCGCAGGGCAGUCUAACCAGCUCAAUAGCAUGGAGCAAAUUGACACUCUACCCGCUCACCUCCUGAUCGGCCCGUGCUACCCAGGCUUGAGUGAGCUAGCCUCGGAAUACGCUUCGACCCCGGCUACGCCUGAGGUACCAGCACCAUCGAAAAAUAACGACGGUACUGUCGACUGGAUUGCCCACCAGCCCUCCGAUACGCUUCGGCUCGAGACCUGCGCCGAGUGCGAACAACUCCUCGCGACGCUCUCCACCACCCCGCACCUCGGCGACAGCAUCAAAACGCUCGACGUUGAUGGUCGCUCUCGCAUCGGUUCUCCCAACGGGCUCUGGACUACGUUGCCUAGUAUCUUCACCGCUUGCCGUGGGCUUCAGACGCUCCGCCUGCGCAACUUCAAAUCCCUGCCUGGCCUCCCGACAAGCGGCGCGCUCAAUUACCUUAUCGGAGCUGGCCCGCUUCACGGGCUGCACGACCUCAUCCUACAAAACUGCGUGAUGGACUCGUACGACGACCUUGCGGAGGCGCUCGGGAGCAUGCCCUUGCUACGCAACCUUCGUCUCGAUCAUGUCUCCUCCCAUGUCUACCAACAGCCUUGGGACCGAGGGAGAUGGCCCUACGCUGGCCUGAGGCUACGCGCGCUUGACCUCAAGGACCACGUUAUUACAGAGACCCACGCUGGUCCAAUCGCAGAGGGUAUUUCUCGCCUGGAGAUGCUCGACAUGACCAUCAAGAACUGGCAAGAUCACGAUCUGCUGCAGUGUCUCACCGUCCCACGGAAGGGACUCGAACAUCUGACCCUGUCCGUGAACUGGGAAGGAAAGCCCGAUUCGGAAGACAAGGAGGACAAGGAGUGGCCAGAAGAGACGAUAUAUAGCGGCGAGUGCGAGUGGACGCGCGGCGUCGCGCUGCGGACGCUCACCCUGCGAGAGUACGCGCGCGAACGUCCGCGCGAGAAUGCCGGUGUCGAUGGCGAAUGGGCGAGCCGCUUCCUUCGCACCGUUAACUGCGCCGCGCUCGAGUCCGUUAUCCUCGUCAUUCACUACGUUGAUCCGGACCCAUGGCACGGGCUCCGGUGGGCGGACGCGGACGACGUGCUUGCAGCGUGCACCACCUUGUGCGCCGUUGUUGUCAAACACGAGGAUCUCGGCGACCCGCGGUGCGACACGGCGAACCUGGACUUGAAGGCGAUCAUGGCUGUUGUGCUCGCGCGGCGGCUCCCGAAAGUUGCUGAACGAGGCAUACUGCAAGUGAUACCGUGA